Molecule: messenger RNA, 716 nt
Organism: Colletotrichum godetiae
Lineage: Eukaryota; Fungi; Ascomycota; Sordariomycetes; Glomerellales; Glomerellaceae
Exons: 1
Coding region: 221-586 (121 amino acids)
Source: RefSeq, a predicted model, not a curated record
AAGAAAGUGGUCACCUCUGGCUAUGUAUUCGCAGUAGAAGGAAGGCUUCUUUAAUAGUUUUACGUGGAAGGAAAUCAACGUUUACCGUUACUAUUUCUUCUCUAGAGGAGAUAGCGUGGUAUCCAGCAUGAUGCACAUGUCGCUUCCUCCUUCGCAAAAAUUCUUGAUGUUUGGGAAGUUGGUUCUAUCCAUCUUAUUUGGUGGCUGUUGACGAGAAGCCAUGAUGAUUUGUUGGAUAAUAUGGACUGCAACAAGCGCUGGCCAAAUCCUAUGCACGCGAGUGAACCAGACACCCUAUCGUGCUACGACAAUAGGAUUGACGUUUGCAGUAUGUACCGUACCAUAUGUUUAUUGUAUGUAUAGUUCAAGAGCACAAUUCGAUGAUGCAUUGCGUGGCGACAGCCCCAAACUAGACCGGAUGAGCGAAAGCCACAAAAGAUGGCGUAGAAGCUCAUGCUGGCACACGGAUACAAAUCGACUACCCAGAAAAUCUAGUAUCAUUUACAUGUCCACCGCGGAUCGUACGGAGAAUUUCUAUUCCGUUGUGUGUGUUCUGCAUCAUGAGCCUGACGAAGCAGGUGAUUAGCUUUUGAAAAGCUAGACAGAAGAACGGUUUACAGUAAAGCACCAGUCUUUUUCAACAUAAUCGUGUGUGAUGUUGCCCAUGUCAAAAUCCAUAUGUUGACGAGUUUCAGAUCCUCACGAGAAGUUCCAUA